GACCAGCGUAUCUCCACAUUUUUUUAAAUUAAAUUGGAAAGCAUACGACAUGGUCCUGGUAAAAUAUUUUACAUUUUUCUGCUUUGCAGUAGGAAUUAUUCCCUUUUAUUGUGAAUCAAAUCAAUUCCACAACCGGAGUUUAUAUGGGACCAAGAUAAAUACGAGUCCAAAAUCAUCAUGUUUGCGAUUCAACAAUAUCCAUCUUGUUGGACUAUGCCUUCAGACGUGCAUGGCUAAUGUGGGUAUUUAUUACAUGUUAAGUUACAACAAAGAUCAACAGGCGUGUCUGUGUUGUACUGAUUUCUCUGGAAGUGAAAUAACUGAUCCAUCCUGGAAGACUUAUGAAAUAAUUUUCUGUUACAAGGGUUUUGACGACAAAAUAGCAAGGAACUGUUUGAAAUACAUCCCAGAGGCGAUAACUUAUCCGGAAGCCGAAGCCCGUUGCCGAAAAGAUGGCGGUGCCCUUUUCAAAGUUGAUUCUCGGACGAAAUUUGAUAUACUAAAAGAAUACAUUGAUGGUGGUGGAAUUGAUGAGCACCAGAUCUGUCUUAAGUACUUGCCAUUAGAAGUCACUUAUUUAGAAGCAGAGAACAGAUGUCACCGGGAAGGCGGUGCCCUUUUCAAACUGGAUUCACAGCAGAAAUACAAUUUGUUUCAAGAAUUUCUUGGUCCAAAUGCUCAACAUCAAGAUAUACAAGUAUGGAUUCAGGCCGAGAAAACAGGAGGAGUGUGGUACUUUGACGAUGGCUCUGUAAUGCCAAGUGGCAUAUGUCCUCUUGUCACCAGCAAUUCCUUAAACGAAAGCCGCCUCCGAUUUCGAGCUAUAUUCAAGAAGCAUUUCAAAGAGAACCCUUACUUCAGAAACAAACUGUUCGAACACUCUACUCAGUAUUUUGCGGAAUCUGUGAGCAUCUGCUCUUCACACUGUGGACAGUGUUGUGAGUGCUUUGGAUUCAACGUUAUAAACAAAACAUGUCGCGUGCCCGUGUCUUGUGACCCCGGAGUCAUCUCGGGUCAAGAAGACGGUUGGAUUUACUUCACAGAACAUGUGACAGAUGAGUUAAAAACGUGCAGUGAUCUAUACAUGGCGGGAUACUGUGCUUCCGGUUUCUACACCAUUUACCCCUGGAACAAAGAGGAACCACACUAUCGCCCUGUAAAAGUUUAUUGUGACAUGAAGACCAACGAUGGAGGAUGGACGGCAAUACAAAAGCGCAUAACUGGGUCUGUAGAUUUUAACAGGAUUUGGGAUGAGUAUAAGAUCGGGUUCGGGAUUCCAGAGGAAGGUUAUUGGAUAGGCAAUGAUGCGAUAUAUCAGCUCACGAAAGACAGGAAUUUGACGUUAUAUUCAUCGAUUACUUUGAUGAACAAUACCCGACUGUACCAGAUAUAUGAAUCAUUUUCCAUCGCAGAUGAAACCAAUCAGUAUCGAUUACACUUAGGCGGAGAAACGCAUGGCACUCUAGGUGAUAGUUUGGUAGACACUGCAAACACAGGGAAAACAAACCGAAAUCUGCCAGGUAUGGCUUUUUCUACUCCAGACCGGGACAACGACCCAUCCUCAAGCUUUAAUUGUGCUCUCAGUUUUAAAGGAGGGUGGUGGUUCAACAGAUGCUAUCUUGGCUACCUAAACGGACGAUGGGCUCCGAAUGUCUGGCAGACGCCGUGGUACCCAACAGUCAUGACAGAAUUGGAAGUGAAGGAAACCCGAAUGAUGAUAAAAUAGAUAUAGUGAAUUGUAACGGGCUAGUCCAUUCAAGUUUUAAUUUCUUUUUUAUCCAUUUAAAGAAAAGGUGUAUGUUUGAAAUUUGAGCAUUUUUUUUAACAGGAAAUGCAUGUAUGAUUUUUUGUCGACUGUUUAUAUGAUACUUGACCCGUCCAAAGUUUUCCUUCCACUACAUUUUGCUUCGGAUAGUUGUAAACACAUUUGCCCCCAAAAUACGUUUAUCCACUAGAACGAAAAUAGUGAACACUUUCUGAUUUUAAAAGCCAGCUUUAUUGUUUUGGUUAAAUUACACAACCCAAAAUACAAAGUCUAAGAGGAUUUUGCAUCGCAAAAACAUACGUGAUGAUAAUAUUGCCAGAAACGCAAGCAAGCUGUUGUGUAGGUGGGGUUUUUUUUGUUAAUCGGUUUUUAAGAUUAUUGAAUGUAUGAAAUUUUCCCGCUGUGAGAGACUUUGUUUGUGAUGGCAUUGAGUCACAUGCUUUACACUUUUCCAUAUUGAAUAAAGUAGCACGGACGUAAAACCUCAGUAAUCUUCAUAUUAGUUUUAAUCUCUUUAAAGGACUUCUCUUUUUCAUUCGAUUAGAAGCGCCAUUGGCCAAAUAGAAGGGAAAUCACUUAACUAGUCUUGGACUUAAUGACAAUUUAAAGUUGUUAAUUUGUAAAAUACAUUUAUGACAGAAUUUGUGUCAGUCUAAAUAAUUAGACUAUUUGUGAAUUUUUUCCAACGCACACACCAUAAAUAAUCGAAAGUAAAAUGUUCUGCAUUAAUAAAGAGAAAAGGUCUCUGUU
Molecule: messenger RNA, 2515 nt
Organism: Magallana angulata
Lineage: Eukaryota; Metazoa; Mollusca; Bivalvia; Ostreida; Ostreidae
Exons: 9
Coding region: 50-1726 (558 amino acids)
Source: RefSeq, a predicted model, not a curated record